Molecule: messenger RNA, 1705 nt
Organism: Tigriopus californicus
Lineage: Eukaryota; Metazoa; Arthropoda; Copepoda; Harpacticoida; Harpacticidae
Exons: 2
Coding region: 606-1694 (362 amino acids)
Source: RefSeq, a predicted model, not a curated record
UCAUCUUCAUCCUACGUCAACUCUUAUCGCCUGUAGUUCAAAUGCUCUUAUACUUUUUUUUCCAUCUCGGGACAGCCCGAUCUGAAAAAUCACCUCUGGAAAGGAUAGGCAUGUAGUUGUGUAUGCAUGAACCGCGUGUUGCACGAGUUCUAGUUCAGAGUCAACCUAUCUACUACUAGCUCAUCUCCAGACCCAUUCAAAUUCGGACUACUUCAUCCAUGGACAUGGCCCAUGUCAAAACCGUUCCAGACGAAGCAACUUUGAGACAAUGCUAGGCCAAUGCUUGGAACCAUUGGGUAAGGUAUACAUUCUUUAAAAUGCAUGAAGAAUGAGUGAUGAGAGAAUCGAAUCGGUGAAUUGUUUCCAAUCAUUGAGUAGUUCUCAUCCUCGAGGCUUUGUCGAAAGAUGCUCAUUCAGUGUCCUCCUCGUCCAUCCCUCCAAUCUCACCCACACUCGCUUGUUUAUGCGAUGAAGUUCUUCUUGUUAGAGCAACGGAACGAAAUGUGAAAGGUGCGAAGAAGGGGAAAACGUGGGAAAUUUCAGUCCAGCCCGAGUUCCAAUAUUCUACGCAAAGUGGAUAGAGAAAGAUAUACUUUAGCGAGUGCAUGCAUGCAGCAGACAUGUUGCUGCAAGCUCUGGUGAUAUUUGCUCUCUUGACUUAUCAUUGUUGUUCCACUGCAGAGGAGUUCAGCCUUUUAGGCCCCAAAGGCGAAAUCCCUGACAUCAAGGCCGAUCGUGAUGAAGAUAUGAAGUCGCCAUCAGAAAAUCCGAGUUAUUUGCCCAAUCAAUUGUACCAGUUCUUGGGCAAAGUGAACCAGACCUUUAAUGGCAGUGAAUUCGUUCCUUUUGAUCCGAUUUCGGGUCCUUUGUUGAAGUCUCGUCGAAUUGGAUUGGCUUUUCAACCUGAGCAAUGUCUAUCAUUUCGAAGGCUACCCGAGUAUUCUACUCCAACGAGGAAUGUGUUCAGUGUCGAGUCUGGGGAUAAUCUAAACAUCACUUGCAUGACAAUCCAGCCUCAUAGAUGGAGAUCGAAUGCACCCCUAUUUGAAGGCAAUGUGGAGCUCAAGAAUCUUACUCAGACUUAUUCGAGCUUAUCUGAAAUCCAUGGCCUUCAGUUUCAAUCGGACAUUGACUACUCGCGAUUCAGGUUCUACGACACUUUGAUGUUGACUAACCUCAGUCAUCUUCAUGUUGGAGAAUACGCAUGCUCGAGCUUUGGUUCCAUCAAGCUUACUGAGAGAUUGUUCCUAUUUGUCAAAGACCAGGACCAUCCGGUAUCUUCGCCUCGAAAGCAAGGUGCCACACAUUUGCUGAAUGCCACACUCGGUUCAGACACAGUGAUCCCCUGUCUUCCGGCUCAUCCGCAAUUCGAUGUGUCAUUGUAUAAGGAGAACACUCUCCUUGGGGACAAAUAUGACUUUCACCCACUCAAAGGCUUCAUCAUACCCAAUGUGACCAGCUUGUCUUUGGCUGGAGACUAUCAAUGUCGCUUCACAUCAUACCACCGCUUUGAGCAGAUUCGAAGCUUUCGUUUAAAAGUUGCGGAGAAGACUCUUCUACGUGAAGUUUCUCGUGACAAUGAGACACCAAAAACAUCCAGUGCAUUUCUAUGUCAAGAUCGUUUGUCGUACUUGUUGUUAAGUCUGGGUGCAUCAAUCAUUAAUGUUGGUGUACAUAUUUUACAAAUAAAGUGACGUGAAUCCUU